UUGUGAUAGUCACGUGAUAGUGCCGCUCGGAAAGGCUGGUCACGUGACCCAGGUGAAGAUGGCGGACUCGGAGAUGUGUGUCAGGAGCAGUCGAGAGUUAUGGACGAUCUUGCUUGGGAGAUCUGCACUCCGAGAACCAGGCCAAAUCGAAACGGAGUUGAAUCGGAACUGGGAGAGAAUUCUGCAGGGUCUGUUCUUCUACAAACCUCCCAGCACGUCGGCCGCCGACAAACUGAAGGCUGAUAAAGACACACCGCAGGCUCUCAAAGACUUCGGACUAAGAAUCAGUAAACUGCUGGGUUUGGAUGAACAGCAGAGUGUUCAGAUUCUUCAGUGUUACCUCCAAGAAGACUACAGAGGGACUCGAAACACACUAAAGGCUGUGCUAAAGGAUGAGAGACAGAGUCAAGCCCUGCUGCUGAAGAUAGGCGAUUAUUACUAUGAAGAGAGACUGUGUGUGCUACGCUGCGUGCUUCACCUCCUCACAUACUUCCAGGAUGAGAGACAUCCGUACAGGGCGGAGUACUCAAGCUGUGUGAGUAAACUGGAGAAAGAUCUGGUGUCCAGCUACAGGAAGCAGUUUGAGUUUCUGUCCAGAUCAGAAGCGCCGACAUGGGAGACGCAUGGAAAUCUGAUGAUGGACAGGCAGGUGUCACGCUGGUUCGUUCAGUGUCUAAAAGAGCAGGCCGUGUUGCUGGAGAUUAUGUUCCUGUAUUACGCCUAUUUCGAGAUGCCGCCCAAUGACCUUUUGAUCUUCACGCGCCUGUUUAAGGAGCAGGGUUUUGGACAGCGCCAGACAAAUCGACACCUUGCGGACAAGAGCAUGGAUGCUCUUGUUGAGCGCAUUGGGUAUUUUAGCUCUCUGAUUCUCGUGGAGGGGAUGGACGUUGACUUCCUGCAUAAAUGUGCUUUGGAGGACCGAACCGAACAGCAUCAGUUUUAUGAGCAGCAGGAUGUUUGCAAGGAGGUGGAUCAGAUGCUUUUGACGUUUGGUGACAUCUCUCAUCACGGCCCGGUUAUGUUGGCCUGGGUUCUGCUGCGACACACACUUCGUCCAGAGGAGGUCGGCUCGGUGAUCAGACGUCUGGGACACACCACGCUGCAGCUGGAGGUCUUUCAGUAUCUCACGAACAUGCUGCAGGAGUUUGGCAGCACGGGAAAUAAUUGCACAGCCAGCACUGCACGCAUGUGUAUUUAUGGCCUCUUGUCUUUUGUCAUCACGUCUUUUGAGGAAGACACACUUGGCAGCCAACAGCACUUGAUCAACGCAGCGUGUGAAGUCCUCGCUGCUCCGAGUCUGGCUGAACUGUUCUGGGAAUCGAAGCCGAACAUGGGUCUGGGUGUGAUUCUGGACAGCGCCGUGGGUGUGUUUCCAUAUAAGACUGGACCACUGCUACAGCUGCUCACAGGCCUGCUGUCUGACAAAUCUACUGCUAAAAAGGUGUACACCUUCUUAGAUAAGAUGUCCUUCUACACUGAGACUUAUAAGCACAGACCCAAUGACGUGAUCUCCAGAGAGGAUGGGACUCUGUGGAGGAGACAGACUCCCAAACUGCUCUAUCCGCUGGGUGCGGGGCAGACGAACUUGAGGAUGCCUCAGGGCUGUUUCGGGCUGGUGUGUGAAGAUAAGCAGCUGUCUGUAGGUGAACAGGGUUUCCUGGUGCGCUGGGAAUAUUCGUACAGCUCCUGGACUCUCUUCACCUGUGAGAUAGAGAUGCUGCUGCAUGUCGUCUCUACAGCAGAUGUUCUGGCACACUGUGAGCGAGUCAAACCCAUAUUGGAUCUGGUUCAUAAGAUAAUCAGCACCGAUUGGACAGUUUCUGACUGUCUGCUGCCCCUUACUUCACGAAUCUACAUGCUGCUGCAGAGGUUGACCUCUGUCAUUAACCCCCCAGUUGAUGUCAUCACUUCCUGUGUGAACUGCCUGAUCGCUCUGGCCGCUCGGCAGCCUGGAAAGGUCUGGUCCAGUCUGCAUCAUACUGGUUUCCUUCCCUUUGCCUCCAGCCCUCUGAACAACAUGGCACAGACCAUCAGUGCAGAGGGCAUGAAGGCUGGUAACUACGGCAACCUGCUGGUUUUGAUAGAACAGCCCAGAGGAGAGUACGGCGUGACCAUCGCCUUCCUGAGAUUGGUGACCACACUGGUCAAGGGUCAGCUGGGCAGCACUCAGAGCAGAGGACUCAUCCCCUGUGUGCUGCUGGUCCUGAAGGAAAUGCUUCCGACUUAUCAUAAGUGGCGCUACAACACGUAUGGAGUCCGAGAGAGGAUUGGGUGUCUCAUUCUAGAGCUGGUUCAUGCUAUUCUCAAUCUGAAUCAGGAGGGGGAGUCAGAGGGCAGUGCCCCCAGUCUUCAGUCACUGUGUAUUUAUAGUCUGGCCAACACGGAGGCUGGGCAGGCCGUGGUCAACAUCAUGGGUGUGGGAGUGGACACCAUCAACAUGGUGCUAGCAGCACAGCCCAGCAGCGGUGGUUCUGAGGGACCUGGUCAGGUUCUGAUCCAGACUGUGAAGUUGUCAUUUUCUGUCACCAAUAAUGUGAUCAGACUCAAACCCCAGUCUGACACGGCAUCACCCCUGGAGCAAGCUCUGACACGGCACGGUGGUCAUGGCAACAACCUGAUCGCUGUGCUGGCCAAGUAUAUUUACCACAAGCAUGACCCUGCACUGCCCCGACUCGCCAUCCAGCUGCUAAAGAGACUCGCCACGGUGGCUCCCAUGUCUGUGUACGCAUGUCUGGGCAGCGAUGCCGCUGCUAUCAGAGACGCAUUCCUCACACGACUGCAGAGCCGGACUGAAGACAUGCGCAUUAAAGUCACCAUACUGGAGUUUCUCACUGUUGCUGUGGAAACGCAACCUGGACUCAUUGAGCUCUUCCUUAACCUGCAGACCAAAGAUGGCAGCGACGGGGCAAAGGAGUUUUCUCUGGGUGAAUGGAGUUGUUUGUCAGUGGUGUUGGAGUUGUUGGACUCUAAGCAGCAGGGGAAGUAUUGGUGUCCUCCACUCCUGCAGAGGGCAGCGCUGGCCUUCCUCCACGCGCUCUGGCAGGACCGACGCGAGAGCGCCCUCUCUGUGCUCAGGACCAAAGAGAAAUUCUGGGAGAAUCUCACCGCUCCUUUAUUUGGAAACUUGCCUCCCCCAUCUGAGACCACUGAGCCGUGUGUUCUGGAGUCUUGUGCUUUUGUGAUGAAGAUAAUUGGUCUUGAGAUCUACUAUGUUGUCAGUGGUGUGUUGGAUCCGUCUCUGAAAGCAGCUCUGGAGAGUUUUAGUAGCAAGCGUCGCUAUGAGUUCUGGUCGGAUUAUGUUCGUGAUCUGGUGUGUUUGGCGUGUGAUGGUGAGGAGGAAGGUCUGCGCUCUCUCUCUGAGUCUCAGAUGCUCAUAUCUGCCUGGAGGACCUUGUUAAUACUCUCCACCAGCCACCGUGAGGUGAUGCAUUUAAAGGACGAUUCUGUUAGACAGAAGCUCUUCAUGGAUGUUUUGGAAGGAACCAAAGCAGCACUGCUGAUGUCUCAGUCUGUCUUCUGUCUGCGUCUGGGCUCAAUGAUGGUCACACUACUCCUCAUCCUCCUCAAACAGUGGAAAAGUGUGCUGAUAUCUGCUCCAGCUCUGCUCCCUCCUCUGUCUCUGAUGUUGGAAAGCGUCCUGCACGCUGAACAACAGCUCAUGGACCGAACCAAAGCCAAACUGCUGUCUGCCCUCAUCUUAGCCCUGCAGAUACAGGGACUCAACGGAGGAGAGAUUACCCAGCUGCCCCAGCUGCUGUUGUGCGUGUGUGAGAUGGUUCAGGACGAGGCGCUGGCAUUGAUUGACAGCACACGUCACAUGAUCCAGAGGGGAGACAUUCAGGAAGACAGUAUGGAGACAGACAGCCCUGUCCAGAAAGACCAGCGAGACUCAGUGUGUGUGUUAGCUCUUCAUCUGUCUAAAGAGUUGUGUCGGGCGGAUGAGGAUGGUGAACAGUGGCUGCAGGUGGUGAGGAAGCUGCCGGUUCUGCCAUCGGCUCUGAGCGCUUUAGAACUGAGCCUGCGCUCCAAACAGAACCUCUACUUCACUGAGGCCGCACUGCACCUGCUGCUCACGCUCGCUAGAACACCACAGGGGGCAGCAGCUGUUGCUGGCGCAGGAGUAAUUCAGAGCAUCUGUCUUCCUCUCCUCAGUGUGUAUGAGGGUCCAGCUAAUGGAGCAACACAGGCGUUUGUGCGUAAGUCUCAAGAUGCUCCCAGCUGGCCGGGUGUGUACAGGUUGAGUUUAUCUUUGAUGGAAAGUUUGCUAAAAACACUUCGUUACAACUUCAUCAAUGAAGCGCUGGACUUUGUGGGGGUGCACCAGGAGCGCAUACUGCAGUGUCUGAACGCGGUGAGGACGGUUCAGUCUCUGGCAUGUCUAGAUGAAGCUGAUCACACUGUGGGCUUCCUGCUCCAGCUCUCUAACUUCUGCAAAGAAUGGCACUUUCACCUGCCACAGCUGCUCAGAGACGUACAGGUGAAUCUGUGUUAUCUGUGCCAGACGUGUACGUAUCUCCUCCACAGCAAGAAAAUGCUUCAUCAUUACUUGCAGGCAAAGAAUGGGGAGGGGCUUCCUCAGGGACCACACCCCCACGGUGCAGCCCAGCUCGCCUUCAAAGAGCAGGUGAGCGGUGAGAGAGAAGAGGCGGAGUCUAAAGCCCUGCAGGCGGUUCAGUGCAGCCUGUUAAAGAUUCUCAGCAAAACACUGGCGACGCUACAACACUUCACACCAGACUGCUGUCAGAUAUUAUUGGAUCAGUCCAUGGACCUUGCGGAGUACAGAACUCUCUUUGUGUUAAGUUUCUCGACUCCUGCUUUUGAUUCUGAUGUGGCGCCGUCAUUUGGAACGCUGCUGGCAACUAUUAAUGUGGCUCUGAGCAUGCUGGGAGAGAUUGAAAAGAACAAGGAACCAGUUGUUUCAUCUGAAGACACACAAGCUCUAAAGUCAUUGUUGAUGUUCUCGAUGGAGAACUGCUUCUAUGUGUUGAUCUCUCAGGCGGUUCGCUGUUUGAAGGAUCCUUCAGUUCUGCCCAGAGACAAGCAGAGACUAAAACAGGAGCUCAGCUCUGAGCUGAGCACACUGUUGUCAACGUUAUUCCGGUAUUUCCGACGAGGUUCCCCCUCCUCACCCGCCGGUCUGCUUCCUUCACCACAAACCAAACUACCCACGCCAGGAUCCAAGGGCACGCCAGAGGGACAGGAGCCGUUUAUUCAGCUUGUCCAAGCUUUCGUCAGGCACGUUCAACGCUAGACCAGACCUCAGACUUGCAGCUCUCAUGAGCGAUUAGUACUUGAAAAAGAGAAGAGCUGAAUGACUUUGAAAAGGAAUCUUUACACUUGACAACAGUGAAUCAGUUUUUCACCAGACCUUCUGGUGCCAAAGUCCCUCUGGACGACACAGCUUUCCUAUUUAAAAGCAGUUAAUUUUCCCUCAUAAAAACAGAAGCCAAUGAAAACUGUUAUCAUACUCAUUUAAAUGUUUUUUUCAAGGUCCUUUGUAGUUACAUGUAUAUAAUUAACAAACAUGUUACAGACUUUGUCACAUGUCAUAGGCUUUUUGUAUUCAACUUUUGUAUGUGACAGUUGUCGUAUAUUUGUCUUGUUAACCAAAAUAAACUGAAAAACAUA
Triplophysa dalaica is the source of this 5628-nucleotide messenger RNA. RefSeq names its product nucleoporin 188 (gene nup188). Gene Ontology annotation, molecular function: structural constituent of nuclear pore. Gene Ontology annotation, biological process: RNA export from nucleus; protein import into nucleus. Lineage: Eukaryota; Metazoa; Chordata; Actinopteri; Cypriniformes; Nemacheilidae. The record is from RefSeq and is a predicted model, not a curated record. The coding region runs from base 59 to 5251 and encodes 1730 amino acids. The transcript has 44 exons. Gene Ontology annotation, cellular component: nuclear pore inner ring.